UCAAGUUAGUUUUUUUUGCGCUAGUUGUUUUUGUUUUUGGUUUGAUUAAUUUUAAUUUUCAAUUUGUUAACCUCUUUUUCGAACAAGAAAGAAUCUUUAGUUAGAGUUGAGUGGUUGUUGGUGGUUGUGUAAAUGUGUACUUAGAAAGGAAAGUAAAGUAUUCAAGCCAAGAAAAAGUUUCAAUUCAAAUGAAAUCAAGAUACUCUCUUAAUUAAUAAUUUAGUGUUUUCUUUAAUAACUUAAAUAUGGCAGACAAAAUGCACGUAGAUCGUGAUUUAGAUCUAUCGAAUGCUUCAAGAGGUGUUUGGUUGGUCAAGGUGCCCAAAUAUAUUGCAAAUAGAUGGGAAAAGGCUCCUGGAAACAUUGAAGUUGGGAAAUUAAAAAUUACCAAGUCACCGGGACAGAAAGCGCAGGUGUCACUUUCACUCUCCGAGUCUGUGUUGUGCUUGAAAGAGCCUGGAGAAGAAAACAUUCCCAAGGACCAUCGACUGGAUGUGUCUGUUGUAACUCAUCAGACACUUGGAGUCUUCUCACACUACUCACCUUUGCCAAAUUCAGAUGCUAUCGUUCCUGAAUCGGAGAAAUUAUGUUUAGAAGGAAGAAUCGUUCAAAAACUAGAAUGUCGACCAUAUGCUGACAGCUGUUACAUGAAGCUCAAGCUGGAAUCCAUACGCAAGGCCAGUGUCCCAACCAGGAGUGUGCAGCAGUUGGACAAGAUUGUACAGAACUACAAGCCUGUAUCUGACCACAAGCAUAAUAUCGAGUAUGAAGAAAGAAAGAAAACUGAGGGUAAGAAGGCAAGAGAUGACAAAGAUGUUGUCCUGGAAAUGUUGUUUGCUGCAUUUGAAAAGCAUCAAUAUUACAACAUCAAGGAUCUUGUAAAGAAGACUAAGCAACCUGUAGUAUAUUUGAAAGAAAUUCUGAAGGAAGUUUGUAAUUACAAUUCCAAGAAUCCCCACAAGAACAUGUGGGAGCUGAAGCCUGAGUAUCGACACUACAAAGAGUCUGAACAGGCAGCCCAACCAUCCACUUCAGAUUGACUCUAGUCAUUUGGCUAGUUUAUGUAUUUAUAUUUCUACAUUUUGUUUGUGUUUUCAAGUAUAAUAAACAAUAUUACUAUUUAA
This is a messenger RNA of Macrosteles quadrilineatus (aster leafhopper), 1124 nucleotides long. It is a transcript of the gene TfIIFbeta, whose product is annotated as general transcription factor IIF subunit 2. The transcript has 7 exons. NCBI's taxonomy places the organism in Eukaryota, Metazoa, Arthropoda, Insecta, Hemiptera, Cicadellidae. Gene Ontology annotation, biological process: transcription by RNA polymerase II; transcription initiation at RNA polymerase II promoter. Gene Ontology annotation, cellular component: transcription factor TFIIF complex. The record is from RefSeq and is a predicted model, not a curated record. Bases 246 to 1040 code for a protein of 264 amino acids.